Fundulus heteroclitus (mummichog) is the source of this 1097-nucleotide messenger RNA. RefSeq names its product proline-rich protein 7. The record is from RefSeq and is a predicted model, not a curated record. Lineage: Eukaryota; Metazoa; Chordata; Actinopteri; Cyprinodontiformes; Fundulidae. Bases 1 to 897 code for a protein of 298 amino acids. The transcript is spliced from 2 exons.
AUGGUGAUGUCACAGGGCACCUACACCUUCCUGGCCUGUUUCGCUGGCUUCUGGUUGGUCUGGGCCUUCAUCGUCAUGCUGUGCUGCUUCUGCAGCUUCCUGCAGCGCCGGCUGAAGCGGCGCCGCGAGGACCGGCUCAGAGAACAGUGUCUGCGGACGGUGGAGAUGGAGCCGCUCGCCGCUCAGCCUGCCGGAUAUCCGCAAGCGCCUCCACCAGCGCAGCCUCCACAGCUGCAGAGGGAGCCUCUGUCGCAGAUCUGCCCUCCGCACGCGCUGGCGCCGCCCGUCACCCUGCCGAUUCCUCAUCCGAUGCCGCAAGCAAACUGGGUCAGCAUGCCAGAACCAGAUGGAUUUGGGAAGCCGCCUUGUUAUGAGGAAGCAGUCCUGAUGGAGGAUCCCCCUCCGCCCUACAGCGAGGUCUUGGCCGACCCAAGAGGGGGAACCUACCUGAAGCCCGUCCCCUUCCGGGGAGCGCCUCUGCCCUCCAGGGAAAGCCGUGACCCGUCUCUGGUCCUGACGUCCGAGACCGGCAAGCCCCCCGUGGCGACCGUGUUCCCCGACCGAGGCUACUCCUCGCUGAUUCGACUGCCUUCGUCCCAGCGCUGGGACUCGUUGGGUCAUCUCCUGUCCAACAUGGAUCUGAACCAUAACAGCCUGACCCCGCCGGGGGCGCGCUCUCUUCAGGUCGCCGCUGCUGCCAUGGCAACCAUGCCCCGCCGGGAGCCCAGGACUCAUCAUGAGAGUCUGCAAGGCGAGAUACGAGGACUUCAGGGGGGCAUGCGGGGAUUUCAGGGAGGGUUUCAGAGUAUUCAGGGGGUCCAUAGACUAAGAAGUUUGGAGCCUAGCUGCGGCAUGCCAACAGCCUUCCCUUUGCUGGGUCGGAGCACCGCUGUCUAAAACCGGAACCUCACUGGGAGCGCCGAACCAGCCAAGACGACUAAACGGUCUGAGAUCUUCACCGAAAAAAACGACUCCUUUAAUGCUAAUAAAUGCUGCUAAAAGUAGAGUUUUUAACUCCCCGUGGAGCUGCAGAUGGGGUCAGGAUUGCACUUACAUUGCAGGGAUAACGUGCGAGUAGGGGUCGGAAACAUUUUCCA